Messenger RNA from Sodiomyces alkalinus F11, 2202 nucleotides. RefSeq names its product family 22 glycosyltransferase. The transcript has 3 exons. Gene Ontology annotation, molecular function: alpha-1,2-mannosyltransferase activity. The record is from RefSeq and is a predicted model, not a curated record. Lineage: Eukaryota; Fungi; Ascomycota; Sordariomycetes; Glomerellales; Plectosphaerellaceae. The coding region runs from base 83 to 1891 and encodes 602 amino acids. Gene Ontology annotation, biological process: protein N-linked glycosylation. Gene Ontology annotation, cellular component: endoplasmic reticulum membrane.
ACCACUCGAGCCUCGUCUUCUCCUCCACUCGCAGACCCAGGUUCUUCUCUCGAGUGUCCAAUUCACAGUGAAGGUCGCAAACAUGCCUUCUCAAGCUCCGCAACAUCAACAGCGGCGCGAAUACGUCCACCCUGCUGCCAGCCAUGCCAAACGAAAAUCCUCGAGUCCCUAUGCAAUAGCGCCCAGCUUCGCCUUCUACUGCUUCCUCCUCGCCGGCUUAGUGUCCGCCUGGUUCGCCCCGAUCCAAGACUGCGACGAGACCUUCAACUACUACGAACCCACCCACUACCUGUCCCACAGCUACGGCCUUCAGACCUGGGAAUACUCCCCGACAUAUGCCAUCCGCAGCUGGUUGUACAUCGCCCUCCAUGCCGUCGUGGGGAAUAUCCGCCGUCUCUUGCCCCGACCGACCAAGGUCGCCGAGUUCUAUUUCAUCCGCUACGGCCUCGCUCUGGCCUGCGCCGUUUGCCAGACCCUCCUCUACUGUGUCGUCAGCACCACCGUCAAUGCCCGCAUUGGAUUCUUCUUCCUCCUGGCCACCGUCCUCAGCGCCGGCAACUUCCACGCCAGCACCGCCUUCCUCCCUUCCAGCUUCGCCAUGUACGCCGCCAUGCUCGGCGCCGCCGCCUGCAUGAACUGGCGCGGAGGUGUCAAGACCGCUCAGGGCAUCACUUGGUUCGCCGUCGGCGCGGUCUUCGGCUGGCCCUUCGCCGCUGCUUUGUGUAUCCCUUUCGUCUUGGAGGAAUUGCUUCUCGCAUUCAUCGGGGACCCUGAGAGCUCUAUCGAGGCCAUCCACCGCCUUGUGCGCGGUGUGGCGGCCAGUUUUAUCCUUUUGUUGGUCGACUCGGGUGUCAACACCUUCUUCUACAGGCACAUCGAGAUUGUCCCCUGGAACAUUGUCAAGUACAACGUGUUCGGCGACACCGGCGGUCCCGACCUCUACGGAACCGAGCCCUGGACAUUCUACUUCCGUAACCUGCUCCUCAACUUCAACAUCUGGUUUGUCCUCGCCCUGCUCUGCCUCCCCAUCUUCCUCCUCCGCAAGAUCGUGGCGCCCUCCUCGCAAGACGUCCGCUCGGGCCUGCGCCUCUUCGUCUUCAUGGCUCCUUUCUACCUCUGGCUCGCCAUCUUUACCCUCCAGCCCCACAAGGAGGAGCGAUUCAUGUAUCCGGCCUACCCAUUCCUCGCCCUCAACGGCGCCAUUGCCCUACACAUCAUCCUCACCUCCCUCGGCCGUGUCAGCGCGGGCACCUUCCUCGGCAAGGUCCCCGCCCGGCUCAGAGCCCUCUCCGUCCUCGCCGUCCUCGGUUUCUCCGCCUUUGUGGCUCUCGCCCGCAUCUACGGCCUAGUCACCGCGUACUCUGCGCCGCUCGAGAUCUACGCCCCUCUCGCCAUCCCCACAUCCGCAGGCGGCGUAGGCGGACACUACGGCGACUUCGUCUGCCUCGGCAAAGAGUGGCACCGCUUCCCGUCCUCCUACUUCCUCCCCGACGACAUGCACGCCAAAUUCAUCCGCUCCGAGUUCCGCGGCCUCCUGCCGGGCGAAUUCUCCGAGGCCGGCACGGGUUUCGGCUUCUGGAGCGGCACCUGGCUGCCCACCAGCGGGAUGAACGACCGCAACCAGGAGGACCCGUCCAAGUACGUCGAUCUCCGCACCUGCUCCUUCCUCGUCGACACCCAGUACCCCGAACGUACCGGCGCGCUCCCGCCCAACGAACCCGACUACGUCGCCGACGAGGAGAAGUGGGCCAUUGUCAAGUGCGUUCCUUUCCUCGACGCCGCCAACACCCAUGUUUUGGCCCGCGCGCUUUGGGUGCCUGAUUCGCCGCUUGUGCCGGAGAGGUAUCAGAGGAAAUGGGGCCGGCACUGUCUCUUGCGACGGAAAGGUUAGAACCUAAUGAUUGAAGAGGGGAAAGAAAGAAUAAAAAGAAAAGGAAGAAGGAAGGAAGAAGGAAUGAAACACCCUGGUAUCGGACUACUAUGUGGAUGAAGAAAGGCGGGAGAGAUACUCCGCGUGUAGACUGCUCAGCUAUGCUGUACCUAGCUCCGUAGACAUUUGUAUAGUAGAGCCUGGGAGAUAGGGCCAGGCAUGGUGAUAAUCUGCAAUGCUUCAUAUGCGGGUUCGUCCUGAGGGAGGAGGGAGGCCAGCUUUCAAAACAACGAAAUGAAAACUGACUUUUGUAAUCGUAUUCCAUUCAUCCA